AUGAAAUCCGUCCCGACCGUUCUAGACCGUGAUUUCAAAUCCAUAACCGGUUUGAACUGCUUACUUGGUUUCCAAGAUCUCUUUGUCAUCCUUCUUCUCCUUCAACCUCUGCUAUUAGACACUGGAAAAUCAGAUCCACCGAUCAUUCCAGAGAAAGAGGAACAAAGAUUGAUUUUGGACAAAGAAGGGAUACCUCGAGAUCAACACAUAGUGAUUUUUGCUGGAAAGGAAUUAGAAGAUGGAAGAACACUUACUGAUUACAGCAUCCAGAAAGAAUCAACACUUUCGUCUAGUUCUUGCAUUAAGAGCUGGAAAUCAAUGAGAAGAUGGAAGAACAAUUUCAUCUAGUUCAUGUCUUAUGUGAUUGCCCCAUGACAUUGUUUAUUUGUAUUUGUAUUUGUACUUGAGAUUUGGUGCUUAUUAUCGCUUAUCACAAUUUGCAUUGCUUUUUGGGGGAUUGGAAUAACUUUUUGUGACAAGGAUUAGAUUUAAGGAC
Messenger RNA from Lactuca saligna, 496 nucleotides. The record is from the annotation of a GenBank genome assembly. NCBI's taxonomy places the organism in Eukaryota, Viridiplantae, Streptophyta, Magnoliopsida, Asterales, Asteraceae.